AUGGAUGAGGAUGACGCCCCAGUUGUGGUUGAAAGUGAUGAUGUACCUCGUAUGUCAAACGGACAAAGGGCUGGUGUGCUGACAAAAGAAGAAAUCAAAGCCGAGGCAGAAAGAGCAAGACUGGCUGAGAAACGAGCUAUGGAGCGAAUAAAAAGGGAACAUCAGGAGGAAGCAGCUGAAACUGUAUAUCGAGAUGUAUCGGGUAGAAAAGUUGAUAUAAAAGUUAAAAAGGCUGAGGAGGCUAGGCGAAGAAGGGAAGAAAUAGAGAAAGAAGCAAAAAGAAUGGAAUGGGGCAAGGGGUUAGUUCAGAGAAGAGCAGCCGAAGAAGAAAGAAGACGGUUGAUGGAAGAAAAAGAUAAGCCUUUGGCAAGAUAUGCAGACGAUGUAGAGCUUAAUCAAGAGCUUAAGGAAAGAGAAAGAUGGAAUGACCCAGCUGCCGGAUUCUUGACAAAAAAAUCAACCUCAAAAGGAAAGAGACUGGUACGUCCCACCUAUAAGGGUGCUUGGAAACCAAACCGUUUCAUGAUACCUCCAGGAUAUCGCUGGGAUGGAGUAGAUCGAUCCACAGGAUUUGAAGAUAACCUUUUACUACAAAAGAAUCAAGCUAAAUCACGAGCAGCUGAGGCUCAUGCUUGGUCUACAGAAGAUAUGUAA
This is a messenger RNA of Rhizopus microsporus ATCC 52813, 654 nucleotides long. RefSeq lists its product as uncharacterized. Gene Ontology annotation, biological process: mRNA splicing, via spliceosome. The transcript has 3 exons. Gene Ontology annotation, cellular component: RES complex; U2-type spliceosomal complex. Lineage: Eukaryota; Fungi; Mucoromycota; Mucoromycetes; Mucorales; Rhizopodaceae. The coding region runs from base 1 to 654 and encodes 217 amino acids. The record is from RefSeq and is a predicted model, not a curated record. Gene Ontology annotation, molecular function: RNA binding.